Molecule: messenger RNA, 1989 nt
Organism: Toxotes jaculatrix (banded archerfish)
Lineage: Eukaryota; Metazoa; Chordata; Actinopteri; Toxotidae
Gene: crtac1a
Product: cartilage acidic protein 1a
Exons: 14
Coding region: 127-1773 (548 amino acids)
Biological process (GO): axonal fasciculation
Source: RefSeq, a predicted model, not a curated record
UUUAAAAGUUGUGUAAGGUGGAUCUGUGCCAAAUCAUUUAAUAACGGCGUUGACUUCAUUCACAUAACAACAGCGAGGUCAGCUCAUUUCCAUCUCUACACGCUGACAGAGCUUCAGGUUGCAGAGAUGUGGGGUUCUGGUCUAUUGCUCCUCCUGUUGGUCGGAGUCUGGCAUCAGUCUCACACCCAGAGCUCUGAGCCCAUGCUCCAGGCUGUGACACAGACUAUGCUUCCUCCUGACAAUCUACACAAUCCGACACAGCUCAACUAUGGGAUGGCCGUAACAGACGUGGAUGGUGAUGGCGACCUGGAAGUGGUGGUAGCAGGGUACAACGGGCCCAACCUAGUGCUGAAGUACGAUCGCACUCAAAACAGGCUGGUGAACAUUGCUAUUGAUGACAGUAACUCACCAUACUACGCCCUGAGGGACAGAGCAGGUAACGCUAUUGGCGUUACUGCGUGCGAUGUGGAUGGAGACGGACGUGAGGAGAUCUACUUCCUCAACACAAACAAUGCCUACUCUGGACGGGCAACUUACUCAGACAAGCUCUUCAAGUUUCGAAAUGGCCGCUUUGAGGAUCUUCUGAGUGACGAACUCAAUGUGCGUCGUGGCGUCGCUAACCGCAUGGCAGGACGUUCUGUGGCCUGUGUCGACAGAAAAGGAACAGGCCGUUAUUCAGUCUACGUGGCCAACUAUGCCAGCGGCAACAUCGGCCCCCACGCUCUCCUAGAAAUGGAUGAGGCUGCCAGCGAUGUGAGCAAGGGCAUCAUCGCUCUGUCUAACGUGGCUGCUGAAGCCGGAGUCAACAAGUUCACAGGUGGUCGCGGUGUGGUGGUUGGACCGAUCCUGAGCCAGGCCAGGUCUGAUGUUUUCUGUGACAAUGAGAACGGACCCAACUUCUUGUUUAAGAAUAAUGGAGAUGGGACUUUUGUUGAUAUGGCCAGACAGGCAGGUGUGGAGGACCGGUACCAGCAUGGCAGAGGAAUAGCACUAGCUGACUUCAAUGGCGAUGGAAAGACAGACAUUGUCUAUGGCAACUGGAACGGUCCACACAGACUUUUCCUGCAGGGCAGCGACUCUAAAUUUCGGAACAUAGCUUCUGGAGGAUUUGCCACCCCCUCUCCUAUCCGCACUGUCAUUGCUGCUGACUUUGAUAAUGACAGGGAGCUGGAGGUGUUUUUCAACAACAUUGCCUACAGAGGAAAUGCCCCUAACCGGCUGUUUAGGGUGUCAAGGAGAACUGAUGCAGACCCACUGAUCCAGGAGCUUAAUGUGGGAGAUGCUGCAGAGCCACAGGGGAGAGGAACAGGUGGCACUGUGACAGACUUGGAUGGGGACGGACAGCUGGACCUGCUGCUGGCACAUGGAGAGAGCGCCCAGCAGCCAAUCUCUGUCUUCAAGGUCACACAGGGCUCAUCCAAUAACUGGCUGCGGGUUAUCCCUCGCACCCAGUUUGGUGCUUUUGCCCGGGGUGCCAAGGUAACAGCCUUCACCAAUCAGAGUGGAGCUCACACACGCAUCAUUGACGGAGGCUCCGGGUACCUGUGUGAGAUGGAGCCUGUCGCUCACUUUGGUUUUGGAAAUGACGAGGUGAAGGUGCUGGAGGUCUCCUGGCCAGAUGGCAGCGUCUUCACUCGAACCCUUCAGCCUGGUGAAAUGAACUCAGUGGUGGAAGUGGCCUAUCCCAGAGAAGGGGAAACAUCUGUGCUUGCCAAUGACACACAGUGUGGCAAAGGCUUUACUGUCAAGAAUGGCCGCUGUGCAGGUCUUUGAAGAUAAUCACAUGAAAUACAAUAAAAAUUGCUUUGGAAAACACAAAAAUAACAUGAUAUUAUCACAAUACUUUUCUUUUUGCCUGUGCUUUAAGACAGGAGCCUUGUUUUCUUUACUCUAUGAGUAGUUUAAAAAAUGUUGGUUUUUCUUAAUUUUCUCUAUCUUUUACUGCUUCUUCCUGGUUAUGGUUGCUGUUUUUUUGUGUUCCAUGGAAAA